AUGGAAGACGAUCCCUUCAAGAAUCUUUUCGGCAACGUCUCCGAUCCGCGCCUCCAAGAACUCAGAGAAGGUGCCGAUGAGGAUGACGAGGAAGCUGACAGCGAAGUGUCUCUCGAAGUGGCGGGAGAAGCCGAAGCCAUCAGCAGAGUGAUGCAGGAGCUGCCCGGAGCUCUAACUUCCGAACGCAGCAGGCGACAAACCCGGUCGAAGACCUUACACGAAGACUUCGUCGGUCUUCUGACCUCUUCUGAGAGUGAGGGCUUCGACGAUGAUCGAGACGAGGACUACGUCGCCGAUCCUAGACAACUACGCAAAAUGAAGCGGGAACAAGCGUCAUCGGCGCAAUCUGAUGGAGACUCAAUCGGCCCUUCGAUGCCUCACGACGCCUACGAGAUAACCAAGAGCUUCCUCGAAGGCAACAUCAGCUUCAGUGAUUUUGCUGAAAAAAUGGACGUAAAAGGCGAAGCCGACGGUGAUGAUUCCGAAGACGAAGUAGAUUCCCGGGAAGAUGUUGGAGAGUCUCCAAAGGAAGUUCACGAGCAUGCCCGAGCCGAGUCUUCCAAGGCACCGAAGAUUCGUCGUUUCAAGAAGCUCCCUCGAGAUCUUCAAGGCUCAUUAGGUCAAGCAUCGCUUCAUCUCGCAGCCGGCCGUCUUGAUGAAGCUAUAGAAAAAUGUAUGGAGGUGAUCCGUAUCGCCCCUGACGCAGCUGACGCCUAUAAAACCCUGGGAACUAUCUUCAUGCAGCAAGGGGACGACCUGAAAGCAUUGCAGGUCUCCAUGAUUGGAGUUUAUCUACGACCGAAUGAUGCUCAGGAAUGGCAUCGCUUGGCAUCAUGGAGUCUCGAUCUGGGCAACCGCGAACAAGCUCUCCUAUGUUUCAAGCGAGCCGUGAAGGCCGAGCCGGAGAACGCAGAAUUCUACCUGGAAAUCGUGACAUUGGCAAGCGAGUUGGGUAACCAUAGGGACUGUUUCCGCUACGGCACCUCCGUCAUCCCUCGAUUCGCUGAGAAUCAGGCCCAGAUGUGUAUUCAAUUAUCGAGAACAAUCGCUCAAAUACAGUACAAAUACGGAAAGCCAACGAAAGGCGCGGAAGUUCUCGAACUGGCUUUCCGACGUUUCCCCGACGCUAUAUCUUCGGAAGACGUUCACAUGCUCCUCGAAAUCCAGAUCGAAGCCGAGCUCUUUACGAAAGCCUUGAAGGUGCUCAUAUCGCAUUGCGGUAUAGAGGUUGAACCUAGGCUCGACCCGGACGCAGAACAUUGGGAUCUCAGAGAUGCGAAAUCACUGAAAAUGGUCAACCUCCCGCUGGACAUUCUUUCCAAAUGUAUUGUUUGCGUUGCUCACCUCGGUGGGGUCCAUCUAGUUUUGGACUCAGUCGAACCCAUCAUAAAAGGAGGCCUCGAUGCAACAGGAGAUCUCGUUUUCGAUGUUGCCGAGGCUUUCCUCCAGAAUGGUGCAACUUCCCGCUCUCGCGAGCUUUGCGAGCUCCUGCUAAAAACAGAAAAAUUCAAUAUUGCGGGCGUGUGGUGGCUUUUAGCGCAGAACUUGCAGAACUUCCCCGACGAGGAAAGCCAAUGCAUUAAGGCGUACAGGAAAGUGCUCGAGAUGGCUCCCGACCAUAUAGAUGCCAGAUUGAUGUUCUCGUCGUUCUUGGAGAAGUCCGGCUCGAAAGCGGACGCCAUUGAAGUUUUGAAAGGAAAUAACGAUCUCAAGCUCUUGAAGAAACGUUUCGAGCUCGCUCAGGAGAAAAGCGACAUGGAAGAAUUUUGCAAUACACUGUUCCUGUUAUUGAGCGCCGCCACGGUACAUCUCCCCGAAGACUUGAAGAUCCCGAUGUUGUCUGAGUGGGCGCAAAUGAAAGGGCGGAUCGAGUUCAUAAAGAACGAGCUGGCCAAGAGAGGAUUGCCGAUCGACUUCCCCAACUACAGACCCAACCGGAUCGAAUUCCACGGUCACAUCCGCGAAGCUCUGAGAUAUCUCUUGAAAGCAAAUAGAAUGGAUCUGUAUCUGGACAUCUGCUGUCGAGCAGCUCUGAUCUGGUGCCUGCACGAUACUCUGCACGAUAGCCACACGUUCCACCUCUACACGCUCGUGGGUGCGAUGAAGCUGAAUCUUGAUGAAGUUUCUUAUCAAGCUUUUCGUCUCCUUUGUCGCACCUACCCAUCAUGCGUACGACUCUGGAAUUUCUUUGGAAUUUUCAUCAACCGCAGUCUACUCGUGAGACACAAUAAAUUCGUUCUGCGUUUGCUCAGAGCAAAGCCGGAUUCGGUGGUUCUUUGCUUGUUGAACGGUCACAACGCCCUGACCUUGGGAUCGUAUAGGCACGCCUUGGCCGAAUACUUCUUCUUGUUGGAACGAGAGGAUUGUCCGUCGGAUAUAAUUCCCCUCAUAAAUCUCUCCAUUUGUAUCGCGUAUCUUCAAUUGGCUUUACAGAAGUUUUGUGUCAAUCGAUAUAGCCUCUUAUGCCACGCGGUGACGUUCUGCAAAAAGUACGCACAAGUGCGUGGGGACUGUCAGGAGACUUUCUACAAUGUCGGUCGGUUCGCGCAUCAGAGCGGGCUCCUCAAUAUAGCUCUGCACUUCUAUAAGAAAGCGUUGGAGUCCGAACCCGUUCCUUCCGAGGAUGGCAUGCUCGACUUACGCAUGGAAAUCGCCUACAAUAUUUCUAGGAUCUAUCAACACGCCGGAAACGUUCACCUUGCGAGAUACUACGUUCAUAAAUACAUGGUGAUAUGA
Molecule: messenger RNA, 2736 nt
Organism: Galendromus occidentalis (western predatory mite)
Lineage: Eukaryota; Metazoa; Arthropoda; Arachnida; Mesostigmata; Phytoseiidae
Product: general transcription factor 3C polypeptide 3
Exons: 17
Coding region: 1-2736 (911 amino acids)
Biological process (GO): transcription by RNA polymerase III
Cellular component (GO): transcription factor TFIIIC complex
Molecular function (GO): protein binding
Source: RefSeq, a predicted model, not a curated record